GGAAGAGGAGGAAACAUGAGCUCCAGGAAAGUGAUGGCCAUCCAGGCCAGAAAAAGGAGGCCGAAGGGGAAGAAAGACAGAACCGGUCACCAUCGGAGGCCUGAGACCCAGCAGAAAGCCCCGGUGACUGCCCCUCCUCCCCCACCUCCUCCACCUCCCCCUCCACCUCCCCCUGAGCCAGCAGGGCCCCCGGAGCCGGAGGAGGAGAUCCUGGGCUCCGAUGAUGAGGAGCAGGAGGACCCCGCAGACUACUGCAAAGGAGGGUACCAUCCGGUGAAGAUCGGGGAUUUGUUCAACGGGAGGUACCAUGUGAUCAGGAAAUUGGGGUGGGGCCACUUUUCCACCGUAUGGCUAUGCUGGGAUAUACAAGUGAAGAACUUUGUGGCGAUGAAGGUGGUGAAGAGCGCCCAGCAUUACACGGAGACGGCCCUGGAUGAGAUCAAACUGCUGCGAUGUGUGAGGGAGAGCGACCCCGCAGACCCCAACAAGGACAUGGUGGUGCAGCUGAUAGAUGACUUCAAAAUCUCUGGAGUCAACGGCAUACAUGUGUGUAUGGUGUUUGAGGUGCUAGGUCACCACCUGCUGAAGUGGAUUAUUAAAUCCAACUACCAAGGUCUGCCUCUGCCAUGUGUCAAGAGUAUUAUUAAACAGGUCCUGCAGGGUCUGGACUACCUCCACACGAAAUGUAAAAUCAUCCACACGGACAUCAAGCCGGAGAACAUCCUGAUGUGUGUGGAUGAUGCUUUUGUUAGGCGUAUGGCCAUGGAGGCGACAGAAUGGCAGAAAGCUGGAGCCCCCCCACCCUCCGGAUCAGCAGUUAGCACAGCCCCGCAGCUCAAACCGGUGGGAAAGAUCUCCAAGAACAAGAAGAAGAAGCUGAAGAAGAAGCAGAAGCGACAGGCGGAGCUGCUGGAGAGGCGGAUGCUGGAGAUCGAAGCGCUGGAGAGAGAGGCCGAGAAGAAGGAGGAGAGAUCCAAAGACGGGGAAGAGAGAGGGGAGCACGAACACACCCCGCGUCCCCCGCAACCGCAGCUGGGCCCCAGUAUGGCUCUGGGGGAGAGCGAUGACGACGAUGAUGAUGAGGAGGAUGGGGAAGAUGAGGAGGAGGAGGAGGGAGGAGAGAGGGAGAGAGAGAGGGAGAGGGACAGGCCAAUGAGAUUGACCAAUCAUACAUGUGCGGCGCCUCCCCAGGAGCAGAACGAGGAACUCCACAUCAAUGAAGACGACCCGGAUGAGGAGGUGGAGGAGGAGGAAGAAGAAGAAGAAGAAGAAGAAGAAGAGGAGUCCACGCCUGUCGCUGAAAAAGAUGCUGCCACUUCCCCCACAGCGAAGGAGGGGAAUGGAAAUUCAACACAAGCAGAGGUAGAGGAGGAUGGGGAGGGGGAGGAGGAGGGCGGGGAGGAGGAAGAGGAGGAUGCGGGGGAGGAGGAGGAGGAAGAGGAAGAGGAGGUGUCAAAAGGAGCUGAGGAGGAAAAUGAGGAAGAGGAGUUAGAGGAGAAGGUACAGGAAGAGGAGGAGGAGGAAGAAGAGGAGGAGGAGAAAGAGACUGAAAGGGAGGAAAACAAAACAGAGGAGCCAAAGACGGAGAGCAAAACCCAGGAUAAUGAGGCAGCGGUAGAGGAAGAAGAGUCAAAGGAGCUGGAGGGGGAGGAGGGGGAAGAUGAGGAGGACGAGGAUGACGAUGACGAUGACGAUGAGGAAUACGAGGACGACGACACGACCACGGAACUCCUCACGGAAUCCACCUCCCCCAUUAAACCCCAGAACAACAAGAGCAAUUCGGCCAAAACCAACGGGCACGUUUCGUUGGGAUCCGAGGGACUGAAACCGAACCCUGACAAUCCUCCGCGUCCCUCCUCCACCGCCGAGACUCUCUUCUGCCCCCUAGUGGAGUCCGAGCUCAGCUACACCGACAGGGACCACUCUCUCAGCUCCGGGUACGAGCUGUACAACGGCGACCUGGGCGAACCGGGUCUGACCAACGGUGGCAGUAACCGCCCUCUGCCCGUCAUGCCUCUCUUCCCCGAACUACCCCUGGAUCCUUUGCCGGGAAACCCCAUUUCUGUCGGGAUGGUGGACAUCGGAGCAGGCCCGUCACCCAACAGCCCCACCGCUGAUCGCAGUCGCACUGUGUCGUCGUCCAGCACGGGAGACACUCCCAAGGUUAAAGCCCGAGCUGCGGAUCUCCUGAUCAACCCUCUAGACCCGCGCAACUCUGAGUCUAUUCGAGUCAAAAUCGCUGAUCUUGGAAACGCCUGCUGGGUGCACAAGCACUUUACGGAGGACAUCCAGACGAGACAGUACCGCUCCAUUGAGGUCCUGAUAGGAGCGGGUUACAGCACGCCUGCAGACAUCUGGAGCACUGCCUGCAUGACUUUUGAGCUGGCUACUGGAGAUUACUUAUUUGAGCCCCACUCUGGAGAGGACUACUCCCGUGAUGAGGACCACAUCGCUCUGAUCAUGGAGCUCCUUGGGAAGGUACCACGCAAAGUGUUCGCUGCCGGGAAGUUCAGCCGAGAGUUUUUCUCCAAGAAAGGCGAGCUGCGACACAUCACCAAGCUGAAGCCGUGGUCCCUGUUUGACGUGCUGGUGGAGAAGUACGGCUGGGCGCACGAAGAUGCCGGCCACUUCACCCAGUUCCUGCUGCCCAUGCUGGAGAUGGUUCCCGAGAAGAGGGCCUCGGCCGGCGAAUGCCUCAACCACCCCUGGCUCAACUCGUAGCCACAAUCUCUGAUCAGAUGCCCUCCUCCCUUUCGUCCCCCAACUGUUAGCCCAAACAUCACCCCCUGGUGGCAGCCGGUGGAACAACAGCAUGGAGAGAAGCUAAAGAUAGAGUUGGAGUAGAUGAUUAAGACUUAUUCUUUCCUGCCCUAUCCCACACAGCCAUUUCUUGCUUAUCUGAGUAGGCUUAAAUUCCACACACAAAGCCCCUCAUCUAUUCCUAAAAGGAAUUCAAAGACAAGCUUAUGGAGAUAAUUUGACAUAGUAGCUGUGUCUUCCAAAACAUCUCCCAAAAAGAUCAUUUAAAGAUAGAUGCUGCUCACAUAAAAGGGAGAGAGGUCUGGGAAGAGAAGUGCUUUGUUCUGCCGUGAAGAUAUGAGCCAGUCCCUUCCAUCUAAUCUCCUAUGAAUUCUCAGUUUUAAAUUGUUUGGAUCCAGUCAUGGAUCACUGAGAGCUGCUGAUCUUUUCGAUGACGUGAAACAAAAGUCAACGAGAAGCUCCAUCUGCCAUGACCUUAAUGUAGCCUGGGCCUCAAAGGCAUUUGUGUUUCUGAGAGAGAAAAUGAGCGCUGUGCUUAAGACCUAACGUCAUAGACCCUUCUCUCUUUACCGCCCUGUUGUCCUUCCUUGCGCUCCCUCACCCUGCUAUGGAAGGACGCACCCACAUCCACAUCAGACUUAAAGUUUACACCCUGAUUUCUUCCAUAAAUCCAAUCCCAACAAGCUCCUCCUAACUGUUUGGGGUCCCUCCUAUCCCCCUUGUAAAUGAGCGUUGUGCUCCUGCCGGAGGCCACCUCAGAGAACUGGAGGGCAGCCAGUCCUCCAGGGGGUGCCACACUGACAGUUGCCACUCAGAGAAAGACUGACAGAAAAAAGUGCGGGACGAGCAUUAAACAAAAUUACAAUCAAUUCAACACGGAGGAGGACUGCUUGGUCUUAAAAGACUAUUUUUAAAAUGCAUGGAGAGAGUGGUGGAUCAGCAUGAACGGAUAUGACAAACGGACGAUGGAUGCGAUGUUUUAUUUGUGCUGCUUUCUUUCCUCUCUUGGACAUUCUGUUAUAAAGACUUAUGUUAGGAUAUUUUGGUGCCCCCUCAUCCCUAUAUCUUGGUCCUCUGCCAUCAUUCCUGAAUUCUAUUCCCAAGAAUAAUUCUGUUGAUUCUGUCGUGGCACGUUUACCUAAUCUAGCCAAUUGGUACUAUUCCCCCUUUUUUCCCUAUAGAGGAACCCUUUGAUCCCUUAACUAUUCCAGAAAGGGGAUUGUCACUUGGAGGUUGCACUUUUCUUUGUAGAUGUCCUUCAGGGAUUUGAAACCUUUGUACAUAGAACUGAGAUCUGGCAACGCAGACAAGCGACCGUGGACAAAGUUUCAACACACAAGCAUCAUUCCAAAAACAGAGGCUGUCGUUGGCAUAUUUGAACUUCCUGUGACACAGUGCUCCUGCCCUGGAGGGAUGUUCAGACUGAACUGUGCCACCUGGUGGCUGAUAGAGAGUACUGCAUUGCCACACACUGCUGCUACUCUGUGCCAACGCUCCGAGACGUUCCACUAUAUCUCUCCACUUAAUCUCUAUUUCUCUGUUACACACACACACAUCAUCACAAUUAGUCCAGUUGCCUAUUUUUCGCAAUAAAUGAAAAAAGAUGAGUAUAAGUAAAUGGUGAGAUAUUUUUAAAAACUAUUUAAUUCAUUAAAAAAAAGAGGAAAAAAAAUAAAACAACUUUUCUCUGGUUGUUGUGACCGUGACAUAAUCUCGUCUUAUAAUGAGGUGAUUGUGUUUGUCUUAUAGAGAUGUUUUGAUUUUUCUUUUGUCAUCGUUAUUAUUAAUUAUUAUUGAAAGAUUUUUUUACACAGUUGUCACCUCUCCCCUCCCUCCUUACUUGAACAGUGCUGCUCUAUCUGGGCUCUUGAUGGUGAUAAAAGAAAAAAAAGCAACAGUUUUGCAAUAAAGGGUAUGUGAUGAGUUUUUUUGCACCAAAAACCUCCUGAUUUCACUCUUUCAGCCAUGCUGACUGUUCUUCCUGAUGACAUUGACAGAAACGCGUCUCUUGUCUGUGUUUUUCAUUGACAGAUUUAAUAAAAUUGUAAAUUAAUGGA
Molecule: messenger RNA, 4817 nt
Organism: Eleginops maclovinus (Patagonian blennie)
Lineage: Eukaryota; Metazoa; Chordata; Actinopteri; Perciformes; Eleginopidae
Product: SRSF protein kinase 2-like
Biological process (GO): intracellular signal transduction; spliceosomal complex assembly; regulation of mRNA processing
Cellular component (GO): nucleus; cytoplasm
Molecular function (GO): ATP binding; protein serine/threonine kinase activity
Source: RefSeq, a predicted model, not a curated record